UAUUUAUGCCAAACAAGUUUUCUUUUGUUUUGCCAGGUGGAGACACAACAUUGUCAACAUCAUAAAAAAUAAAAGGGUCUCUCCACUCUUCUUCACUUCUUUCUCAAAUUCAAUCCUCCUUCCCAUGGCCAUGGAAGAAGAAGUGUGGAAAGACAUAACCCUCUCUGCCCUCCCUGAAACUAACUCCUCCGAUCAACCCUUCCCACCUACUAUUCUCCAAGACUUCCUCCCCAUUCCUCUCCUUUCCAACCCUACAUCAUCACCAUCAUCAUCAUCAUCAACCAUCCAUGACAUUUCUCUCUCUCAUCAUCCCCAACACCCAUCACUCUCUUCCUUCAGCUUGAAUUCUGACCCACCUGAUUUUGGCUUCCACUUCCUCGAGACUCGAGCUCUGGUUAAUUCAAAACCUCCUCAACAAAAGCGGGAUUCCACUUCUAAUUCUUCUGUUCAACUGAUAAAGAAAAGGGCAACAAAGAAGAGUGUCGAAUCACCCGAAAAACGAUUUUUGAGGCUGAUGAAGAAUAGAGACUCAGCUGAUCGAGCCAGGGCUAGAAAAGAGGCUUAUACUAAAGAGUUGGAGAUUAAACUUGCUAAUCUAAAGAAAGAGAAUGCUCUGCUUCAUAAACAGAUUUUUUAUCAUAUAUAGUAUAUAUCUGCAGAUCAAUAGCUCGAAAAAGAAAGAGCCUUCUGUUCAUCAAUGCCCAAAAAAACGUACGAGUCUGUAUAGAACCUUGACAGCUCCAUUUUGAGAAAUGAAUGAAUGAAUGGAAGGAAGUAAGUAAGAAGGAAUACUUACUCUUUUUUGGUGGCCUAGAUAUAUAUAUAUAUAUAUAUCAUAUAUAUGAUUUUUGUGAUAAGGAAAAAGAAAAAGAGAAAAAAAAAAUGACUGGUCGAUCCUUAAGCCUUUUCUAUUUUUGGGAUUUUCGAAUUGGGGUUUUAGAUUAACGAGAUUUUCUCAGAAAGACUAAACAAGUUGGGGAGCUACUGGUCAGAGAAAAUUUGCCAAAGUUACUUUGCUUUUGCUUAAUCACUUCUGAGCAAGUGGCUGUGCAUCACUUACUUGUCACUUUCCUCAGAAUCACUUUUUUGUGGCCAAUGGAAGGGCUAUAUGUGGUAGGGUUGAAAGGUUAAUAUAUAUCUAUAUAAAUAUAUAUUAACUGACAGAGAGAGAGAGAGAACAAUAUUCCUACUUUGUUUAACUUAUAUAAAAAUUAAAUCUUGUAAAGAGUAGUAGGAGAUCAGAUGUAUUGAUGAUGUGAAUAUUGUUUGUUUAAAAUGUACGCCUCAUUCUCUGCUCUAAUUAUUAACAUUAUCUCUUUGUGGUUUGUCUAUCUUUGAAACUUUAAUUAAUACAUAGUUUUUUCAGAAAAA
Messenger RNA from Cannabis sativa, 1371 nucleotides. Its product is annotated as bZIP transcription factor 27. Gene Ontology annotation, cellular component: nucleus. Lineage: Eukaryota; Viridiplantae; Streptophyta; Magnoliopsida; Rosales; Cannabaceae. The transcript has 3 exons. Bases 125 to 646 code for a protein of 173 amino acids. Gene Ontology annotation, molecular function: DNA-binding transcription factor activity. Gene Ontology annotation, biological process: positive regulation of DNA-templated transcription. The record is from RefSeq and is a predicted model, not a curated record.